This is a messenger RNA of Macrobrachium nipponense, 2552 nucleotides long. Its product is annotated as trimethyllysine dioxygenase, mitochondrial-like. Gene Ontology annotation, molecular function: iron ion binding; trimethyllysine dioxygenase activity. Gene Ontology annotation, cellular component: mitochondrion. The transcript is spliced from 10 exons. The record is from RefSeq and is a predicted model, not a curated record. Gene Ontology annotation, biological process: carnitine biosynthetic process. Bases 132 to 1385 code for a protein of 417 amino acids. Lineage: Eukaryota; Metazoa; Arthropoda; Malacostraca; Decapoda; Palaemonidae.
ACUAAAUCGAGUACAGCCAGUACACUGACACACACUGACAGUCGAGUGUGGCUCACCGCUGGUCGAGGGUCUGAGUACGUGUCCUUGAGCUUGUACAAGUUGUAGCUACGAUAGAUGGUAUUGGUAUCAAGAUGACUGAACAAAUGGCAAGAUCAGCUUUGUCAGUUAUUAAAUUUGCCUCGAGAAGAUUUACCGGGCUGUUGUCCCCGUUAUGCAGCAGAACACUUAAUUCUCGACGGUAUUGUACUUCGGCUCCACGACCUAUUGUUGCGGAGGCUUUAGAUGCAGUCACGCGACUGGAGCUGCAUGUGAAUCGCUGGCCGCACACUCUUGGUAUAUCUUACCUAUGGUUACGAGAUCAUUGCCGGUGUCCUGAAUGCUAUAAUUACAUAACUAAUCAGAGAAAAUUAGAUAUGCACAAAAUUCCCCUAAAUAUACGUCCAGCAUCUGUAAAGACCACUCAAAAAGUCCUUGAAAUUCAGUGGCCUGAUGGACACAAGUCUGAGUAUGAAUAUAAAUUCUUAUGGCAAAACACCUAUGAAGGUCGACAAACUUCUCAUAAAAAGUCUCGCCGCCUGUGGAAUGCUAACACAUUUCCAAAAGAAAAUCAGACUACAGUUCCACUAACAGACAUAAAGAAUCCAGAAAAGGAUGGGUUAAAGCGUCUCAUAUCGUCUAUUAUAACUCAUGGCUUUGGAUGUAUUUCAGGGGUUCCUCUGGAUAUGGAUGGAACUCAAGCAGUUGUGGAGGAAAUAUGCCCUGUAAAGCCUACCUUCUUUGGGUCUAUGUGGUCUUUCCAAGCAGAUUAUGAACGUGCAGAUACAGCAUACUCUGAUGAAUAUCUUGGUACCCAUACUGACACUACUUAUUUGUCAGAAGCAUGCAGAAUUCAAGUUUUCCAUUGCUUGGAGCAAGCAACUGAAGGAGGAGAAACCAUACUUGUUGAUGGGUUCAAUGUAGCGCAGCAGUUUCAUGAUCGUCAUCCUGAAGGAUAUGCCUUCCUUUCUAAGAAUGCAAUACCAUCUGAAUAUAUAGGGGAUGGCCAGCACAUGUACUGCCUCGACACAGUUUUCAAGCAUAAUCCAGCAACAGGAGACUUGAUACAAUUCAGGUACAACAUAUAUGACCGAGCACCUCUUGCAAGUGUUCCAGUGGCAAAAAUGCAGGAAUUUUAUUUACAUAUGAGAAAUCUUGGGAAAAUAGUACGAAAUUCUAGAAAUGAAUGUUGGUUGAAAUUACAGCCAGGUACACUUCUUCUUAUAGACAACUGGAGGGUGAUGCACGGCCGCAACAAGUAUUCAGGGCCUCGUAUUAUGGGUGGCUGUUACCUGGACAAUGAUGGUUUUACCAAUAAAGCCCGAACACUCGAGGUGCCGCUUGAUUAAUUAUUAAUCCCAUAGCAAAGAAAACCACUGAAGAUGUUGAAAUGGGUACUAACAUGAAAGUUACCAUGAUUCUGGUGGUGCAUCAUUUUAUUUUUUAAAGAAGUAAUAUUGUUUACUGAAUUUACACAUUCCUUUAUAGUAAUGGGCUCAUUACAAUUUCUCAAUAUGCAUUCAAAGUAUGUUAAGUUUUAGAAAAACAUUUUUUUUCUGUAACUUAAUCUUUAACAGUUAUAGGGCAGAUAUAUUUGUUUAAUGUUUAUGCUGUUAUUGUAUAUUUUCCACAUGAGUUGCUUGUAAUGUGUGCUUUUAAUUACCAUAUCUUGAGUGGCGUGCCAAUGCCAUAAGGUCUUAUUAUAAAGUAGGUGAGCAUUGCUACUUUAUGAUUGACAGUAUGCGCUGCAAAUUUUUACAACUUAUUAAACAACUGAUACUGAAAAUACAUGCUAUAGGAAAUCACAAAAUUUUAGCUCUUAAGUCUAGAAAUUUUUCAGUUGAAAAAAAUGUGUAAUUUUUCCUAAAUAAUAUAUGUAGAUGAAUAAAAGCCGCCAAAAAAUAGUUUUCCCUUGUGAAACUAAAAAUAUAGUGAUACUUCAUGCUGUGAAAGUUUCAUUGGAUUUUUUUUUCAAUAGUCACAAAACUUAAACAAUUAGAUGAAAAAAAAGUUGCUUUCAAAAAUAGUUUCCCCAUGUGAAACCAAAAAUAUAGUUAAACUACAUACUGUGAAAGUUUCAUCAAUUUUUUUUUAUAGCCAUGAAAAUUUGAUAAGUGGAAAACAUAUUUUUGCAGUAAAACUGUUCUUCACAUAAGAAAGGCCCCCUGAAACUUACAAAAUAAUUGGACAAAAAGAAAUUUACUUCCUGCUUGGUUUUUUUUAUGGGUGAUUGACAUUUGUGACAUAUCACCAAUGGAGAGUCUUGUCUUUUUUCUUUUCAAUUUUCAUAAUGCAUGUAGUCUUGAUAUAAUACAUUUCUUCUUUGCUCUUAUUACGACAGAAAAAAUUGUACUCAGAAAUGGACUAAAAGCCAAGCAUGACAACUCACAAAGUACACUAGUAGUAUGUCAUUAGGUGAUGUACUAAAGGAAAUGUUGCCAUAUACUUACAUCUAUUUUCAUUCUUGAAUAGACACCCUGUAAAGAUAUCCUGAAGAAAUAAAAACAUAAUAUUCA